CCGAUGCCGCCAUUCCUCCAUUCAUUCAUUCAUUCAAUCUCUCUCCUCAAACGCGUGGGGUCCCAAACCCACACCUUAUAUUAUCAUCAGAUCUUCCAUAAACAUUAAAAAUAAGCUUCACUGCUACUCCACUAUAAUUGUACCUCCACUCCUUCACUCCUUCAUCUGUCUGCUAAGUAUGUCUACUACUAUUAUUUCAUUUCAAUAAAGUAGAAAGACAUAAAGCUAAAAGUUAGGGUUUUUCUUUCUUCUUUAAUCGUCAGUAUAAUUGAAUUUGAUUUGAUUGAAAAAUUGAAAUCUUACCCUUUAUUAUUUUCUCUCUCUUCGUGUAAUUGGAUCGAUCUCUGUAUUCUCUUUCCUCUUUUUUUUUUUUGUUUAGCAGAAGCAGAAGAAGUCACCAAUUGUGAGUUCGUCAAUUUUUGUGUUUGACAGAGUCCAACUCUUGUUUAAGUCCACUUCUUUGAUGCUUUUGGCGAAAUAUGGCGAACAAAACGCAUGGUGACAGUAGGGCAAGGAGUUCCAUAUCUAUAUUUAUUAUAGUUGGUCUAUGUGGCUUCUUUUAUUUGUUGGGGGCAUGGCAGAGGAGUGGGUUUGGGAAGGGAGAUAGUAUUGCUAUGGAGAUUACUAAAAGUGGGGCGGAUUGUGCGGUUCUCUCGAAUUUGAGUUUCGAGACUCAUCAUGGUGGGGAGAUUAAGACUGGAGAUUCUGCUAUUAGUACUAAAGUGUUUCCGCCGUGUAAGGAAAAAUACACGGAUUACACUCCAUGCCAAGAUCAAAAGCGUGCUAUGAUGUUCCCAAGAGAUAAUAUGGUAUACAGAGAAAGGCACUGUCCCACUCAAGAAGAGAAGUUGCAUUGCCUCAUACCAGCACCUAAGGGAUAUGUCACUCCGUUUCCAUGGCCUAAGAGCCGUGACUAUGUACCAUAUGCAAAUGCUCCUUAUAAAGCUUUGACGGUGGAGAAGGCUAUUCAAAAUUGGAUCCAAUAUGAAGGAAAUGUCUUUAGGUUUCCGGGUGGUGGAACACAGUUUCCCCAAGGAGCAGAUAAAUAUAUUGAUCAGCUCGCUUCUGUGAUUCCAAUCAAGAAUGGGACAGUUAGGACAGCCCUAGACACUGGUUGUGGGGUUGCAAGUUGGGGAGCAUACCUUACGAGCAGAAAUGUCAUCGCAAUGUCAUUUGCACCAAGAGAUUCUCAUGAGGCUCAAGUUCAGUUUGCUCUUGAAAGGGGGGUACCUGCUGUUAUAGGUGUUCUUGGAACAAUAAAGAUGCCAUAUCCAUCAAAUGCUUUUGACAUGGCUCAUUGUUCUCGUUGCUUAAUUCCAUGGGGUGGAAAUGCUGGAUUGUAUAUGAUGGAAGUUGAUCGUGUUCUCAGACCCGGGGGGUACUGGGUGCUUGCAGGUCCUCCUAUCAACUGGAAGAAUAAUUACAAGGCAUGGCAACGCCCAAAGGAGGCUCUGCAGCAGGAACAAGAUAAUAUUGAAAAGACAGCUAAACUUCUUUGCUGGGUAAAGAGACAUGAGAAGGGUGAGAUAGCCGUUUGGCAAAAAAGUCUAGAUGCUGAUUCUUGUCGAAGGAGACAAGAUGAGUCAAAGGCUACCAUGUGUAAAUCCAAUCCCGAUGACGUUUGGUACAAAAAAAUGGAGACUUGUGUCACACCAUUUCCAAAUGAUGGUGCUGGUGAACAGCUGAAGCCAUUCCCUGAGAGGUUGUAUGCUGUACCUCCUAGGGUAGCUAGUGGAUCAGUUCCUGGCGUUUCUGUUGAUGCAUACUUGAAGGACAAUAGCAUGUGGAAGAAGCAUGUCAAGGCUUACAAAAGAAUCAAUAGCCUUCUUGAUACUGGUAGAUACCGUAACAUUAUGGAUAUGAAUGCUGGGUUGGGAGGUUUUGCUGCAGCGAUACAUUCUUCUAAACUAUGGGUUAUGAAUGUUAUGCCUACUAUAGCUGAGAAGAAUACCUUGGGUGUUAUAUAUGAACGAGGGCUAAUUGGCAUCUAUCAUGACUGGUGUGAGGGUUUCUCUACAUACCCGAGGACAUAUGAUUUGAUUCACGCAAAUGGUAUCUUCAGCCUCUACAAGAACAAAUGCAACUUGGAAGACAUACUUCUAGAGAUGGACCGGAUCUUGCGUCCCGAAGGGGCAGUAAUAAUUCGCGAUGAAGUGGACGUGUUGGUAAAGGUUAAAAAGAUUGUAGCUGGGAUGAGGUGGGACACGAGAAUGGUGGAUCAUGAGGACGGUCCAUUGGUUCCCGAGAAGAUACUGGUUGCUGUUAAACAGUACUGGACUGUCGAUGGAGGCAAUGUUACAUCUACCCAAUGAUUUAAACUUGUGAGUCCCAUGGUUUCCUUCCUCCUCAGGUUCAGCCGGUGGUAUUCUUUCAGCACCAGGAUAGAUGGCUGUACGUGUGCUUGUUUGCUUCGACGUGUGGCUACAGUUGUUAGUAAUUAGAUUUACAAGCGAUAGAUAGUUAUAUUUCCCCUUUGUUGGGUAAAAGAGAUUAAUUAGCAUUGAUUAAAUUCUGUCAAUGUACUCUAUAACCCCCCCUGUCCCGAAGUUUUUGUUUAAUUUGUACUACUUAUUAUUUAUUAAAUUUAUCUGUGUUAUUCUAA
Molecule: messenger RNA, 2602 nt
Organism: Beta vulgaris subsp. vulgaris (sugar beet)
Lineage: Eukaryota; Viridiplantae; Streptophyta; Magnoliopsida; Caryophyllales; Amaranthaceae
Product: probable methyltransferase PMT2
Exons: 8
Coding region: 480-2312 (610 amino acids)
Cellular component (GO): trans-Golgi network; endosome; cytoplasm
Molecular function (GO): methyltransferase activity
Source: RefSeq, a predicted model, not a curated record